Penicillium griseofulvum is the source of this 2490-nucleotide messenger RNA. RefSeq names its product Cytochrome P450. NCBI's taxonomy places the organism in Eukaryota, Fungi, Ascomycota, Eurotiomycetes, Eurotiales, Aspergillaceae. The record is from RefSeq and is a predicted model, not a curated record. Bases 1 to 2490 code for a protein of 829 amino acids. The transcript is spliced from 16 exons. Gene Ontology annotation, molecular function: monooxygenase activity; heme binding; iron ion binding.
AUGGAUAGCCCAGGUAUUCUAACUGUCGUGUACUCUCGCUUGGGACGUUUUCCAGAGAUCAAAGCUGUCUGUGGCUUUCUUGCUGUCUGGGCGCUUUUUCGCUGGAUUCGCUACUAUCGCUCAUGGAUUAAUCUUCCCACUGUUGGGCCUAAGGGUUUCCUGGCGUCUAGAUGGUCCGGGCUAAAGUGGCCCGCAAACUGUGACCAACUCCUUAACGAGGGAUAUGUCAAGCAUGGCGACUAUGCGUUCCAGGUACGGACUCGGGACAGGUGGGAGGUGUGUGUAUGCAACGACGACAUGGUCCGCGAAUACCAAGUCCUUUCUGAUGAGUAUGCAUCUCUAGAUGCAGUCAGUGAAGAUCUCUUUCAGACCAUGUACACUUGCCCAGGCGUCGCGGACUCACUUAAACAUGUGCCCGUGGCGGCUCUCUCAAAGGCUGUGGUUUGGUCCAGAAACCGAACAACGGGGAAGCAUUCCACAUACUUCCAGGAGUUGGUUAAGGAGCAAGAAUUUGGGUUGAAAGCUGAACUUGAUGUUUCUUCAGGUGAAUGGACCGAGUUCAACUGCCUCUCGGUUGCACUUGCGCUGAUGCUACGAAUGAUCGGCCGAGUGUUGGUCGGCCACCCACUCUGCCGGGAUCCAGAGGCCAUCUCGUUGUUCAUGAGCUUGUUGGGUCCUCGUUUUGCCGCUUCCAAGAUGCAAGUUGAGCUAAGCACUCUCAUAGUCGAAGACAUGAUGCGCAACGCCGAUGCAAAUGAUGACCAGCUGACGCUCGCGCAAUGGGUUUGGCGGUGGACAGAGCGAGAAACGCCCGGCGAGUACACCCCAUUCGACGUGGCUGGAUUGCUAGUAUCAUCUAUCUUCGGUGCAGUGCAUACAGCUGGCUCGGUGCUCACCAAGUCCUUCUAUGAGCUCACUCAACGGCCGGAGUAUAUCGAAGUUCUUCGCAGCGAAGUUGAACAAGCCAUGCGCGAACAUGGAGGUGUCGGCAGGGAAUCCAUCGAGGCCAUGACAAAAUUGGACAGUUUCAUCAAGGAAACCAUGCGCCUACAACCUGUCGGUCCAGCCGCAGUCCAUCGAGUCAUGAAGAAAGACUAUACCUUCAAGAAUGGGGUAAAGCUACCGAAGGGGACAUUCGUCUUCGCCCCAAAUACACAGCUACAUAUGGAUGAGCGCCUUUAUGACCAACCGGAAGAGUUCGAUGCGUUGCGAUUCCACAAACUCGGGCAAGUGUCGGGAAAGCCAAAUAACUACAAACUUGCCGGCUCCAGUCCCAAAACGCGUCAGUUUGGUGACGGGAAGCACGCAUGCCCCGGGAAGCAGCUUGCUGCUGAUCUGCUACGUAUCAUCAUGGCCCACUUCCUGCUCAACUUCGACAUCCGGAAGUGCGAUGAGGACGCCUUAGGAUAUCUCAUUUCUGGGCACUUAAUUGUGUGUUGUGGCAAAAAGUCUCUGCUAAUCCCGUUCUUUCAAGACGCCAUGACGAUUCCUAGCCAGCGCAAGACGAUCACCGUGGUCGGAGCUACCGGCAAACAGGGGGGUUCAGUUGCCAAGUCGCUUCUCCAAAACUCCAAGUUUAAUGUGCGAUGCCUGACUCGAAAUGGGUCGUCGAAAAAGGCAAGCGAGCUUCGUGCAAUGGGGGCAGAUGUCGUGCAAACAGAUGGCUUUGACGAAGAUUCAACCCGCGAUGCAAUCGCUGGUAGCUGGGGCAUAUUUAUUAACAAUGGAUACUCAAAUACGGACGAUGUGAGAGAGGGCCGGUAUGAACUGGACUUUGGGAACCGCAUUCUACAAAGCGCUGCUGCCGCUGCAAUCCCGCAUGUUGUUUUCAGCUCCCAGCCAUCAGCAGAGGAACUCACCAAUGGCAAAAUUCGCACCCCCAUUUUGGAUGUCAAGGCAUGGGGCGAGACAUGGGGACGAGCAAACCCAGCCUUUACCACCUUCACCCCAAUCAUGUGCUCUUGGUACAUGGAAGACUUCCUAAUGCCAUCAUUCUAUCAGGGGUUCGGUGGAUUCCCGAUGAACAAGGAUUCCGAUGGACUAUUCACAUUACGCAGUCCAUUGAUCGGCGGUGGUGAGAGGGUGCCUUGGAUAUGUAUCGAUGAAGAUUUUGGGGACUUGGUUCAUGGAAUCUUCCUGAACCCGGUUCGUUGGAAUCGUCGCACUGUCCAAGCCGUUGGUGAUAUCCUGUCCUUUGCGGAUGUUGUGGACACCUUCGCCCGAGUGAGGAAGCAACCGGCACGGUUUAUCGGACACGAAGACCCUGAAACGUUCCCGGCUUUUGAGAAGCCCGAGUUGAAAGAGUCCAAAGAUGUAUUCUCGUUCUAUCAAAUGCGAGAUGGCGAGAUAUUUGGGUGUGGAAUCACCGAAUCUCAGACCUCGGCCGAACUGAAGAGAGCGGCUACUCAGGCUAAAAGGUGCUCUGGGGGCCGGGAAUCUCUUAUGACAUGUGCUGAAUGGUUCGCAGACGUCUUUCCACAACACGCGUAG